Messenger RNA from Capra hircus (goat), 1074 nucleotides. RefSeq names its product proprotein convertase subtilisin/kexin type 1 inhibitor (gene PCSK1N). NCBI's taxonomy places the organism in Eukaryota, Metazoa, Chordata, Mammalia, Artiodactyla, Bovidae. The record is from RefSeq and is a predicted model, not a curated record. Gene Ontology annotation, biological process: negative regulation of endopeptidase activity. Gene Ontology annotation, molecular function: endopeptidase inhibitor activity. The transcript is spliced from 3 exons. The coding region runs from base 33 to 944 and encodes 303 amino acids.
GGAGCUAAAGGCUGCGCCUGCGUAGUGACGGGAUGGGGUGGGCAGGGAAAGGCAAGAUUCCUAAGCGUGCGCAGCCGCAAAGCACCGCAGCGGUGCUGGGUAGCUCAGGCGCUGCGCACUUGCCAGUCAGUCCGCCCGUCCGGAGCCCGGCUCGCUGGGGCAGCAUGGCGGGGUCGCCACUGCUCCACGGGCCGCGGGCCGGGGGCGUCGGCCUUUUGGUGCUGCUGCUCUUGGGCUUACUUGGGCCACCCCGCAUUCUUUGCGCAAGGCCGGUAAAGGAGCCCCGCAGCCUGGGCGCAGCCUCGCCGCCCUUGGCUGAGGCCAGCGGUCAUCGCCGCUUCCGGCGGGCGGCGCCGAGGGGAGAGGCUGCGGGGGCUGUGCAGGAGCUGGCGCGGGCGCUGGCGCACCUGCUGGAGGCCGAACGGCAGGAGCGGGCGCGGGCUGAGGCGCAGGAGGCCGAGGAUCAGCAGGCGCGCGUCCUGGCGCAGCUCCGGCGCAUCUGGGGCGCACCCCGCACCAGUGACCCGGCCCUGGGCCUGGAGAACGACCCCGACGCACCCGCCGCGCAGCUCGCCCGCGCCCUGCUCCGCGCCCGCCUGGACCCGGCGGCCCUGGCAGCCCAGCUUGUCUCCCCGCCUGCCCCCGCCGCGGCGCUCAGACUCCGGCCCCCAGUCUACGACGAUGGCCCCGCGGGCCCCGAUAGCGAGGACGCCGGCGACGAGACGCCAGACCUGGACCCUGAGCUGCUGAGGUAUUUGUUGGGGCGGAUCCUAACGGGAAUCGCCGACACCGAAGCCGUCGCUGCCCCGCGUCGCCUCCGCCGUGCCGCUGACCAGGAUAUGGGCCCUGAGCUACCCCCUGAGGGCGUGCUGGGGGCCCUGCUGCGUGUGAAGCGUCUGGAGACCCCUGCACCCCAAGCGCCCGCGCGCCGCCUCCUGCCCUGAGCACCGCCUGGAUCCCGUGCACCCUCCUGUCCAGGACACCCUGCCAUCUCCCGCCAGCCACAGUUGCUGCCCUCGAACCCCAGGAUCCCCACCCAACCCCACAAUAAAUACAGUCUGAAGCAGCUAUGUA